UCGACAUUGCCAGCUCUGCAACAUUAGACGUGAAAUACCGUACUUGUACCGUACGAUUUACACGUCUUUUGCAACACCGUUGCGCACAGCUGCUGUUCCCAACAGACGGUGAACAACGAGCCAAGAAACAAAGCUUGUUGGGGGUUCCUUGUGUCAAAAGAGCGAGCUGCAUGGAACGGGCUAUCCAAGCACUGGUAGCUGCCAGCAAGCUUGUAAGAGUGCUGCAAAGGAACCACACUAUCUCUUGAUUUGAUUGAUUUGAUUCGAUUCUUCAGCUCUUUCUGAAAAUCUGCUCUGGAGCGGCCUCUCUUGACUUUAUCGUGACUUCACCACUCUCUCCUUUCUACCGCUACCACACUCAAAAAUCCUAUCAAUCGAUAGCGCCUCCACACAAUGUCAGCAACAACGAGAGCUGCGGCCAGCACUGAUCCAGGUAUAAUAGCAACGAAAGACAACUGGUUCUCCCCCGAUUUCGACGAAGAACAAGGGCAAUCUUUGAUCCAGGCCGUUCAGGAAUCGAUUGGUUGUUUCGAAUGCGGCGAACCCAAUGCCAAAUUACGUUGCAGCCGCUGCAAGCUGGCCAAGUAUUGUAGUCCAGCCUGUCAGCGAGCAGAUUGGAAAAAGUCUCACAAACAACUCUGUAGCAUGUAUCUGGAGAACAAAGAGCCCAGAGGAAAUACUCCUGGCGCUCCCAUCCCGAUCCUGCUACGAAAUAUCGGAUUGAUUGGGGAAGAGAAUUUUGAAGUGUGUAUUCAAAACCGACGAGCGCUCUUUCUGCAAGCCGCCUCCAGAUCGAGCAAGAAACCAUUGCCCAUGUCGUUUUCGUGUGCCAUUGUCCCCACGUUUCAGCAACUCAGAUUGGUGAUUGCGGCCAGUUUUCAAGACGACAAAGACAAGUUCCAUGAAGUACCGCAUCUUUUAUUUGACGUCAUAGAAGAGGAACCAGAUGCUAUACAGAAAUUUGAACAACAACCCCACUGCAUAUCUGUACGGGCACUCCACAAAGUGGCAGAGGCAUGGGUGGAAUUCUACGUCCAACUGGAAGAUGCCAAUAUCCAUCCAUUGGCCAUUACGUGUGGGGCGGGACUGCACGAUCGCAUCGAUGACUUGCAAGAAAAGCUGACAAAGAAAGGGGUAUCGGGGUUGGGAUUUGUUCCUUCCGAACAGUUGUUGAUGGAAUAGAGGCUGUCGCUACAAUCAUAUGCAAAAAGAACAGAAUGUGUCAUUUCCUUCCUGUGGGACCAACUCUAGCUACGACAUAGCUCUUGGAUCUAUGUGGCUGGCUGGUUGGUUACCUGCUUCACCACCAUUUUUGCAUCCUCUUGGUGCUCCUCUAUUUUAAACUGGAGUUUGCCUGGUGAGAGCCAUGUGCAAGGUGUUGGUCCAGAACCGGUGCAGCCAAGGAAUUGAUCCAGGUAUUUGGGCCAGCUGUUGCUGCAAGCUGGCUAGUUGGAAAGGCAUUGUCCACGAUGGACAUGGACGACUCCUGAUGAUGGACCAGACAGUCAUUGAUUCCGACGAUCUCCACCGUCAUAUCACACGCCCAUUCAUUCAAAGUCCUUUUCAUCAUCUGAUCUUCAUCGCUACAGCGACAGCUAGCUAGAGCUAAACGUUUGAAUUGAAUCAAUCCGAUCAGCUUUGAGAAAUGUUGCAAUAGAGAAAUGCUGAGCGUUGAUCUCUUCCUAGCUACACCCUUUACCAAAAUGAUUGGACUACCCAAGCAGAAAAAAGACUGCAUUCGUCACUUCACCGUUGGCAUGGAUGCA
Molecule: messenger RNA, 1766 nt
Organism: Seminavis robusta
Lineage: Eukaryota; Bacillariophyta; Bacillariophyceae; Naviculales; Naviculaceae
Source: the annotation of a GenBank genome assembly